CUGCGUCGCGUGCGUCUACGUAAAGCCGCGCUCCGGUGUCCCUGGCGGAGAAGAUGGCGGCUCCGGGACCGGGGGAGUACUUCAGCGUCGGGAGCCGUGUCUCGUGCCUCACCUGUUUAGGCCAGCGUCUGCAGGGAGAGGUGCUGGCCUUCGAUUAUCCGUCCAAGAUGUUGACUUUGAAAUGCCCUUCCUCCAGCGCUAAGCCCCACCUCAGUGAUGUCAUCCUGGUUAACCUAGCCUAUGUUUCAGAUGUGGAUGUUAUUAAUGACCGCUCCGAGACUCCGCCUCCUCUAGCAUCCUUGAAUAUUAGCAAGCUGGCCAGUCGUGCGAGGACAGAAAAGGAAGACAAGCUGUCCCAAGCCUAUGCAAUCAGUGCUGGGGUGUCAGCCGAGGGCCAGCAGUUAUUCCAGACCAUACACAAAACCAUCAAAGACUGUAAGUGGCAGGAGAAGAACAUCAUUGUUAUGGAUGAUGUGGUAAUCUCUCCACCGUAUCAGGUGGAGAACUGCAGAGGAAAAGAGGGAAGUGCUCUCAGUCAUGUACGCAAAAUUGUGGAGAAACAUCUGAAAGAUGUGGAGAGCCAGAAGUGUGUUCAGCGCACACAAGGCCAGCACACACAGAAGGACUCGUCUCUAUCCUCGUGAGUGGGGUGUGUGUCUGCUCUGGGGAGGGCACCGAGGGCCCGAGAGCUGCUGGGGGCCAGCGCUCUUCUCCACCUCUGCGGCGCUCCGAGGGUGGAGGCACCAGGGCCUCGCGCAGGGAACACCAACUCAAACACAUUCAAACAAAAAAGCAAAAAAAAAAAAGGAAAAAUGUUUUAAGAGAAAAACACAAGAGUGAAAAGAGUUCAUUCUAAAUUAGACUUUAUGAAGAUAAUUUAAACCCCCAUCCUCCAUAGUUUCUUUGACUAACGUACAGUGUCUUAUCCCCUUCUUCCUCCUGCGUUUCAUCUCCUCUUACAUCCCUCCUUCGCCUUCUAUUCCAUUUUUGUCAAAAAAAAAAGAAAACAAAUCAGUCAGAAAAGCUUGUUAGCUUUUACUUUUUAUGAUUUUUUCUUCUUCUUUUGGCUGUUUAUGUUCUACGAUUGUCUGUCUUUUCUGUAUUUUAAAAGAAAUGUGACUUAUGAUGCCACGCGUUACAAAGGACAUUUUCUAAAAUAAAAGUAACAAAAAUUCUGACUGUAA
This is a messenger RNA of Carassius carassius (crucian carp), 1184 nucleotides long. Its product is annotated as protein LSM12 homolog A-like. Lineage: Eukaryota; Metazoa; Chordata; Actinopteri; Cypriniformes; Cyprinidae. The transcript has 5 exons. Gene Ontology annotation, molecular function: RNA binding. Bases 54 to 644 code for a protein of 196 amino acids. The record is from RefSeq and is a predicted model, not a curated record.